Molecule: messenger RNA, 508 nt
Organism: Pongo pygmaeus (Bornean orangutan)
Lineage: Eukaryota; Metazoa; Chordata; Mammalia; Primates; Hominidae
Gene: SPRR5
Product: small proline rich protein 5
Exons: 2
Coding region: 22-402 (126 amino acids)
Source: RefSeq, a predicted model, not a curated record
AGACCUCUUUUCCCACCAUCUAUGCUGAGUGGCUUUGAAGCCAUUCCUUCCCCUGAGUUGCAAGCCCAGCCCAGAAUGUCUCAGCAGAAGCAGAAGCAGUGUGCUCCCCCGCAGCAGUGCUGCCCCCUACCCCAGCAGCACUGCCCCUCACCCCAGCAGUGCUGCCCCCCACCCCAGCAGUGCUCCCCCACACCCCAGCAGUGCUGCCCCCCGCCUCAGCAGUGCUGCCCCCCUCCCCAGCAGUGCUGCCCCCCACCCCAGCAGUACUGCCCACCACCCCAGCAGUACUGCCCCCCACCCCAGCAGACCAAGCAGCCUUGCCAGCCCCCACCCAAGUGCCAGGAGCCCUGUGCCCCCAAGUGCCCACCCCCUCAGCAGUGCCAGACGUCCAAGCAGAAGUAAGCCCUGGGCAUGUGAUCAGAGGCGAACCCCCAGGAAAAACAGAGCAUGAAGUUCCUUCCGGGCCAGUAUCUUACACUUCACAGGCCAAGCAAAGCCCUGCUCACCA